UCGCAAUGCGACAGACAGCCAAACUACCACAGUUCUCAUCAAUGCUCAAAGAACGCAGAGUCAUUGAAGAGGACUGUUACGUUGAUGACAUCCUGACAUCAGACAAUGAAAUCGAUGCGCUGCGAAAGAUAACUGUUGGUGUUGAGAAGAUAUUGAAGGCUGGGGGGUUCUCUCUAAAACCCUGGUCUUCUCUGGCCAAAGUGGGAGGGGGGAAGCCCCAGGCAGUCCCCAGUCUGGCUGUCCAAGCGCUCCGACAAUCCUCAUGCUCCCAAAUCAGCUGCAAGAGGAGGACAGUAAAGCCCUUGGCGUUGGGUAUGAGCCUGAGUCAGACAAGCUUCGCAUCCUUGCUUCAAUCAACUUCUCAAAGAAAAGGGGGAAGAUGAGGACUGGGCUUGACUUAAGGGAGGAGGAGGUCAGGAGGAGCACUCCUGAGCCACUGAGCCGACGUUUGCUUCUUGGCCAAAUCGCCAGCCUCUAUGACCCAAUUGGUCUAGUCACCCCUGCAAAACAGAAAGGAGUAAUCCUUGUAAGAGAAUCCUUUCAAGAAGCAAGAAAAGAUCGUCCUGUGAAAGACACAUGGGAUGACCCGCUGUCACCAAGACUCCGGGAGGCAGCUGUUACACUCUUCGAGGAGUAUGUAAGGCUCGGCCAAAUAAGAUUCGACCGAAGCCUCACACCCUCUGAAGUCUUAGGCUCCCCAGUUGGAAUUACAUUUUCUGAUGGGAGUGAAGCCUCUUACGGAGCUGUACUUUAUCUUCGCUGGGAAACAGAGCCUGGUCAGGUCAUCGUGAGGCUGGUGGAGUCUAAGGCCAAGCUUACUCCUCUCGACCAGAAGGGGGAUGGAAUUAAGGCUGAACUGUGCGGUGCGGUAAUCGCUACUCGCUUGAAGAAAUACUUUGAGAGGCACUGCCGCAUCCCAGUUGAUCAUUGGGUACACUUAGUAGACAGCCAGACGAUCCUCGGUGCAAUCCAGAAGGACAGCUAUGGAUACCAAACCUUCUUCGCAAACCGGAUCGGAGAAAUCCAGAAAGCCGGUCCGGUGGACACCUGGAAGUGGGUUGAAGGAUGUUUUAACAUCGCGGAUAUCCUCACAAGGGGCGCGACCCCUGAGGAGUUGGACGAAGACUCUGAGUGGCAGACCGGGCCUCAAUUCCUCAAAUGGCCUGAGAGUGAAUGGCCGGUGAAGACUGCAAGUGAAGUCUCUGCCACGGUCGCUGACGAGACCAUCAAGAGGCUUCAAAGACGCGCAUUCUCUGCUGUGGUCACAAGGCAUCAGGAAAAGAAAAACGACAUGAAGCCUCCUGAGCUUGGUAGACCAGGAACCACUCCACCUGUUUUUAUCCCUAUUCCACGGAUGCAAGUCGUGGCCCUUGUGCGCUUCAUUGGGCCUGGGAGAUUCAGCUCCCUCACAAAGCUGUGUGGGACGGUUGCCUGGACACGUCGGGCGGUGGAGGCUUGGUUAGGAGGCAACCACCAGACCACAGUCAAUAGGAACCCCAAACCCAGUCUUACAGCUGUUGAGAGAGCAGAAGCCUUCCGAUGCCUUGUCCUUGAAGCCCAGGAUGGAGCUGAAAUACGGGACUCAACUCUUGACCGACUCGUGGUCCGGACCGAUGAGGGGACAGGACUCCUGCUCUGCGGAGGACGUAUUCAGUCCUGGAACGAAGGCAAAAUUGCUAUUCCUCUGGUCCCUAUGCAUACAAGACUGGCCACAUUGCUGGCCCUGGAGGCUCAUGAGAAGAAUCAUGAGGGGGUCGCAGCAACUCUCCUGCGCACUCGGGAAAGAGCCUGGAUAAUACAAGGCCGUCGAGUCGUCAGAAAAGUGAUAAAUGACUGCAUCCACUGCCGAAAACAAAGAGCAAGAGUAUGCCAGCAAGUGAUGAGUGACCUCCCGUUGGAACGCACACAAAGGGCAGGCCCUUUUGAGUAUACAACCUUGGAUCUAUUUGGCCCCUAUGAAGUCAAAGACGCAGUCAAAGGGAGAGUGAGGAAGAAAGUCUGGGGAAUCAUCUUCUGCUGCAUGGCUUCAAGGGCAGUCCAUGCUGAUGUAUGCGAUGACCAAUCAUCAGAAAGUUUUCUGCUAGCCUACUCACGCUUUGUUUCUCUAAGGGGCCAUCCACGUAAGCUAUGGUCCGAUAAAGGGACAAAUUUCAUCGGGGCUAAACCCGCCCUGAAUGAGCUCCAAAACCACCUACGCUGUGUUCAGACGUCAUCUGUUGAGGACAUCGCUUCCAAGAACGGGACGGACUGGGCGUGGAGCUUCCACCCUGCUGAUGCGCCCCACCGAAAUGGAGCAGCAGAAGCUGCCGUAAAAUUGAUAAAAAGAGCCCUAACGAGUUUGAAAGGAGCAACAGACCAUCUCACCUGGGGUGAGUUCCAAACUCUACUGUUUCAGGCAGCCAACCUGACGAACGAGCGCCCGAUCGACGCCCACGCUCAGGAGCAAGAGGAGUCCAUCGAAAAAAGGAGGCAACAUUGGACAAAAGUUCGCCCAAAAACGUAAAAAAAAAAAAAAAAACCUAUUUUAAUGUUUGUGAACUUUUCACUAUUGUCGCUGAAUGGGGCCUUUUCGAUUAUGUAUUGGUGUAAGUUCCCUGGAUGGGACAUCGGGAACUUAAGUGGGAGGUGUUGGAUUCACCUGGCGCUUUUGGAUUCACCUGGCGCUUUAAGAGGGGCGGGGCUGCCACUGACAGCUGACCGUUCGCGCAACAUAUAAAAAGCAGCAUCGCAUUAUGUUAAGUUAGUAAAUACACUCGCUUCGUCGUCGGCAUGGCCCAAUGGUAAGCUACGUGUGUGCUUUA
Molecule: messenger RNA, 2801 nt
Organism: Hippocampus comes (tiger tail seahorse)
Lineage: Eukaryota; Metazoa; Chordata; Actinopteri; Syngnathiformes; Syngnathidae
Exons: 2
Coding region: 263-2503 (746 amino acids)
Biological process (GO): DNA integration
Molecular function (GO): nucleic acid binding
Source: RefSeq, a predicted model, not a curated record